Lethenteron reissneri (Far Eastern brook lamprey) is the source of this 7133-nucleotide messenger RNA. RefSeq lists its product as uncharacterized. Gene Ontology annotation, molecular function: G protein-coupled receptor activity. Gene Ontology annotation, cellular component: dendrite; plasma membrane; postsynaptic density. Gene Ontology annotation, biological process: adenylate cyclase-activating G protein-coupled receptor signaling pathway; engulfment of apoptotic cell; cell surface receptor signaling pathway. Lineage: Eukaryota; Metazoa; Chordata; Hyperoartia; Petromyzontiformes; Petromyzontidae. The record is from RefSeq and is a predicted model, not a curated record.
UGCUGAUGGACGUGAGAAAUCAAUCGCCGUUGCAUUGCGCUCGCAGAGCAAUCCGUGUGCUGCCUCCCCUCGCAGCGGCUCGGCUCGUUAAUUAAUCACGGAUCGAUUUACAUUCGCGGAACGCCUCCCCCGUCUUGCAGAUUAACACAAAAAAAACGCAACACCGCCACCACCACCACCAGACCACUUGUUUCAUUAUUUUUAUUAUUUCAUCGACACCAGCAUCAUCACCAUCACCAUCCAGCCAGCAUUAUCUUACACAGCAGCAACAGGAGCGGAUGUCGGCAGAGAACGCGGCCCUAGUUUGACUGAACACCUCACACCCCCCCCCCCCCCAUUUCUUAGCACGUCCGCCGGCUUCGGGACGACAUCGGGCGGCCGCGCGGCGUCAGGCAACGCCGCAGGCUUCGCGGCCUGGGCCUCGGGCCUAGCGGCGGGGGUAGACCACGGCGCUCGGAUAGAGAGCUCUGCCGGCCGAGGCGGGGGUUGGUCGGCCAGAGGGUGCGCGCCCGUGGCGGCGCGGCCCGGCAGGACGCGGUGUCGCUGCCACAGGCUUGAUGCGGCUUUCGCCAUCUUGGCCAGGCGUGAGGCCGACUCGCUGGACAUGGAUCAGGCGAGCACGUUGUCGCUGACGCUGGUGGUGGGCUGCACAGUUUCUUCGCUCGCCCUCCUCUGCCUCAUUGUGGUCUACGCGCUCUACUGGAGGGUCGUGCGCUCUGAGAGGGCGGUGAUCCUCAUCAACCUCUGCAUCUCCAUCAUCUCCUCCAACGGACUCAUCCUGCUGGCGCAGACGCUCAUGCAGCAGAGGGCCGCGUGUGUGGCCACGGCCGCUUUGCUGCACUUCACGUUCCUGGCGUCGUUCUGCUGGGUCCUGGCCGAAGCGUGGCAAGCCUACACCGCCGUGGGCGGGCGUCUCCGCCGACGACUCAUCCACAAGCGCUUCCUGCUGCUCGGAUGGGGCUUCCCGGCGAUGACGGUCGCCUUUUCCUGUGGCCUCACGAAGAUGAAGGGAUACGGAACCCACAGCUACUGCUGGCUCUCUUUGGAGGGUGGACUUCUCUACUCUUUUGUGGGACCGGCCGCUGUCGUGGUGCUGAUUAAUAUGGUGAUUGGAAUUCUGGUCUUCAAUAAACUCGUCACGAGAAACGGCGUACCCGACAAGAUCCGGAAGGACGCCCCCCACCGUCACCCGGGAGAGCAACCCAACGGCUCCACCCUGCGCUGCUCCAAAUGCGGCGCCAUGUCCAGCAGCUCCCUGAGAGACUCCACUCACAGCAACGCCAUGGCCUCCCUGUGGAGCUCGUGCGUGGUGCUGCCUCUGCUCGCGCUCACGUGGAUGUCGGCCGUGCUAGCCAUCACCGACCGCCGCUCGUCGCUCUUCCAGGUCCUCUUCUCCGUGUUCGACUCGCUGCAGGGCCUCGUCAUCACCGCGGUGCACUGCUUCCUGCGGCGCGAGGUCCAGGUUGCUAUCCGUCGCCGUCUCCGAGGCUGUCAGGGGGAGGUGAACGACUGCAGCGUGAAUCUUCCCAACGGCCACUCCGUCAUGAUGGGUUGUGAAAAAAGCUUGGACGGCACUUGCACAGAAGACCCCAGCAAGGAGGCCUUGAUUGGCCCGGCCUUCCCCGUACUGCACCACCCCCACCUCGACACCGACGCCACUGAUGGCGCCCAAGAAGGUAAUGAUGAUGAAGGAGGAGGAGGAGGCGAUGACGAUGACGGUGGCGAUGACUGUGACCACGACGAUGCCGACGACGGCAACAACGGCAGCGAUGCCGAAGCGGCGGUCGCGCAACCGGCGGACGGAGAGGCGGGCGCAGCCGGGAAGAGUUCUGGAGCCAAACGGGAUGGGGCAGCCGGGGCAGCUGGGGAGGGUGACGGGACAGAGGGGCCAUCUGGGGAUCUUCCUGGGGAGGCCGAGGCCUGUGCCGGGGCAGCGGCAGCCACGGAGGGAGCCGGGGGAGAAGCGGGAACUGGAUCUGGAAGCAGAACUGGCGUCGGUCUUGGAGCCGGGUGCCGGGGUGCGCACGUGGGGAGCAACGCUGCACCCGCCCAGCCGGCGCCCCCCAGCCUCGUGGAGUCAGUGCCCCUGCUCACGCAGAGACCCUACACCUACCUGGGCUCGGAGGGCAUCAACGAACUGCAGAAUUAUUGCACGCGGAGGGACGAGGGCGAGGGGUCCGGGAACUCCAGCGACGCCCGCUCGCAGUCGAGCGACGUCACGUCCGCCCCGGUCGCGGGCAACUCGGGGAAGAAGGCGGUGGGCGGAGGGGUCCCCGGGAAGACGGACGCCGGCGACGCGGUGUCCAACGCCAGCGAGAGCUCGCUCGAGCGACGAAAGUCCAAGUACUCCGACCUGGAUUUUGAGAAAAUCAUGCACACGAGAAAGAGACACAAGGAGAUGUUGAACCAGCCGUUCAUGGACAAAGACACCGUCAAGGUGGACUCGGAGGAGCCGCUGCGGAGCAGGACGGCUCAACCUGCGCACGCCGCUCCGCACCCGUCGCACCCACACAUGCAGCAGCCGCUGUCCGCCCAGCAGCAGCAGCAGCAGCAACAGCAGCUGCUUCUGCUGUCGCUGCAGCAGCCGCACCCGACGCAGCCACUGAUGCAGCAGCAACCGCUCACUCACGCGCUCCACCAGCAGCAGCAGCUGCAGUUGCUGUCGCUCCAGCAAGCGCAUCAGCAAGGGCACGCGACGCAUCAGGCGCACCCCCUGUUGCCGCCCCCCUACGCCCACGGCGGGGGAGGGGUCCCGCGUAUCCCCGGCCUUCACCAGGGCGGCCCCCCCCUCCUCUUCCCCCAAGCGAGCACUCGGCGCCCGCCGGCCUAUACCCCGUGCCCCGCCCCCUCUUCCUCCGCCUCCUCUUCCGCCUCCUCCUCGUCCGCUGCUACCUGCUGCUCGGCGGCUGUUGCAGGGCAGCAGCAGAAGCAUCAGCAGAAGCAGCAGCAGCAGCAGCUGCCGCCCCCUCUGCCGUUGCGCCCCCCGCGGCGAUCGGUGGAGUGCGAGCGGCCCGGGGCGGAGUUGCCGCUGGUCUACCAGGAGGGCGACCUGCAGACGGAGGUGUGAUGGUGACGGUGGUGACGGUGGCGGCGGUGACACUGGUAACGGUGAUGUUGACGGUGAUAACACUGACAAUGAUGAUGAUGACGGUGGUGGUGAUGGUGGUGAUCGUGGUGAUGGUGGCGGUGACACUGGUAAUGGUGACUGUGGUGGUGGCGGUGACCGUUGUAACACUGGCAGCAACGGCGACAAAAGUGGUGUCGAUGGUGAUGGGAAUGACAUUGGUGGUGGUGACGGUGGCGAUGACGCCCGGGGAUGGUUAUAGGAAUGGCGAUAACAAUGUUGAUGGUGACAACGAUGAUAAUGAUGGUGGUGGUCACGAGAAUGGUGGUGGCGAUAGCACUGGUCACACUGAUGCCGGUGAUGGUAGCGACGGUGGGUGAUGGCGGUGGUGGCGGCGGCGCAUUGAUGACGAUGGGCAUAGCAACAGUGGCGGCGGUGAUAUUGUUGUGGCGUGACCAUGGCGACGGUGACGAUGGUCGUGGAUGCGACGGCGAUGACGUGGAUAACGACAGCAGCAGCAGCGAUGAUGGUGAUGUUGCUGAUAAUGACUGAUGAUGAUAUGAAGACAACAAUGAACCCUCUCUGCUGCUGGUGUGAAGUGAUGGUGACGGUGGUCAUGGUGGUGACGACGGUGGUGGUGGUGAUGGUGACGGUGGUCAUGGUGGUGACGACGGUGGUGACGACGGUGGUGGUGACGGUGGUCAUGGUGGUGACGACGCUGGUGGUGGUGAAUGACGGUGGUGGUGGCGGUGGUCAUGGUGGUGAUGGUGAUGGUGACGGUGGCCAUGUUGGUGACGACGGUGGUGGUGACGGUGGUCAUGGUGGUGAUGGUGGUGACGACGUUGAUGGUGACUGUGGUGGUGGCGGUGGUGGUGGUGACGACGGUGGUGGUGGUGAUGACGACGGUGGUGGUGGCGGUGACGACGGUGGUGACGACGGUGGUGGUGGUGAAUGACGGUGGUGGUGGCGGUGGUGAUGGUGACGACGGUGAUGGUGGUCGUGGUGGUGGAGAGGGCAACACGAUUGACCGACUCGUACUUUGAGACGGCACAUUGCAUUGGGUGUCACUCGUAGAACACUGGAUAUUUUUUGUUAUAUUAUCAUAUACAAUCCAUUGUUCAUUCGCAGAGUCAAACAGUCUCUUAGCCAGUCUUAAGACGCAGACAUGUAGAGUAAACACACGUUUUUAUCUGUGUUUGAGGCAAUGUUAAUGAUGAUGGUGCCAAGUUGUUUUACAAAUCAUAUCUAUAUAUGUUGCGUGCACUUAAUCUACUGUCAAGACGAUCGCUUCUAUAUUUUAUUGACCCAGUACAGCAAGUAGGUUGUUCAAGGUUCUCUUGCCAUAGUUGAGUUUUGCAAGUUAUUCCCGUACCCUACACGUGGCUUUCUCCAGGCACUGCUUAUGUUGGUACUAAACGUUCGUCUUCUAAAAGUAAUUGGCCAAACAUCCCAAUGCAAAGAUGCUCCUUAAUACUGGGUAAUAGUUUUUUUUUUAUCUGAAAAAUUCAAUGCUUACGAGAUGGAUUCCAUUACAUUUGAAUGCAGGCAAUUAUGCAAAUCUGGCAUGUCCAUUUUAUUUUAAUUAACAUGCCAUGGUAGACUUUAAUUUGAUUCGAAUCGUUUUCAUUAUGAAUGUUACUUUGUGUGCAUGUCUGUACGUACACGUGUGUGUGUGUGUGUAACCACAGCGGCAGUGAAUUGGUUAGCGCUACGAACCCGGCCACCUGAAUUCGAUUUCCACUCACGGCCAACACCCAGUGACGAUUAUCUGAAUCGGUCCUGGGCUUCCCCUAGGUCGACUCUGCCUCAAAUAAAUACCUGGUGCAGUGUAUAAACAUCGCCAUUGGGGAGACAAAGGCGGCCGGGCGUGGUAAUGGCCACCCACCCCCUCGUGUGCCAUGCCGGGUUUCGUAGGUGCUCGCUAACAGCACUUUCCCCAACAGUCUGUUUAGGCUAUACGGGGAUCUUUGUUUUGUGUGUAAACACACACGUAUACGCACAGGAUACACACCUACCAAUGCUGUGAAUGCAUCGGUUCCUGUAUUGUACAUAUGUAUCAGUGUGUACAUAUUCUUGUGUAUAUAGAUGUGUACAUAUCGCUAUAGGUUACAUGGGGAGCGGUGGAGCAGAUGUUCACACACCACACCACGAAUCCCGGCAACCCGAGUUCGAUUCCUAGCCGCGAUGCACGUCACCAUUUAGUAACUGCACUGGCCUGGGCCACCGCUAGGUUGACUCUGCCUGAAGUAAUACCAGGUGUGGCAGUGCUGUUAGUGGUUGUGGGUCUUGAUAAUAUAUCAGCCUUGGGUUGGAGACUAGGUGGCUGGGUGUGUGAGUUGUUUGUGUGUGCGAGUAUCUUUGUGUGUGUGUGUAGGGAGCGGCGGCAUCGCGGUUAGCGCCACGAUGCGCUACGAAUCUGGCGACCCGGGUUUGAUUCCCGCUCACGGCCAACACCCAGUGACGAUCAUCUGAACCGGUCCCGGGCCUCCCCUAGGUCGACUUGGCAUCAAAUGAGUACCUGGUGCGGUGUGUACAUCAUCGGCACUCGGGAGACAAAGGCGGCCGGGCGUGGUGUUGGCCACCCACCCCCUCGUGUGCCGUGCCAUCCUAUAUAGAUGCUCGCUAACAGCACUUGCCCCAACAAUCUGUUAAGGCUAUAAGGGGCGAUCUUUAUCUUUGGUGCAGUGCUUUAGUGCACCGCACUACGAACCCAGCGACUCGAAUUCAAUUUCCACUCUGGUCCUAGACCUCCCUGAAGUUGACUCGACCGGGUUGAACAGCCCGUGCAGUGUCGAAACAUCAGCAUUGGGGAGACAUAGGUGCUCGCUCACAGCACUUGUCCCAAAAGUGUGUUUAGGCUAUAUGGGGGGGGUCUUUGUCUUUUGUGUGCGAGUGCAUGUGUGCAUGUGUGCGCGAGUGUGAUCUUAGUGGCGGAGUAGGGUCUGAACCUGUCCUGGGGUUCCCCUAUGUCAACUCGGCCUUCAAUGAGUACCUGGUACCGCUCGCAAUGAGUGCGGGUGGCGUGGGUAGAGAUUCUCCGGCCGGCCGGUCCGGCGGGCGGGCGGGUCUGGUUUCGGCCACGUCACUCUCCUCGCGCGUCCUGCCGACCUUAAUGGGUGCUCGCCAACAGCCGUAGCUCGGUCCGUCCAGGCUGUUGUGUGGAGAUGCUUGUCUUGUGUAUGUCAGGCGCACGCGGCCGCACACGCGCGCGCGUGAGUGCGGGUUCCAUCGGUUGCGAGCGCGGUGACGACGGUGAUGAUUUGCAACCUCGGGUCGUGAUUCACCGUUGGCGUAAUUGGCGAGAGCCUUGGGGUGGCAGUCGGUCGCGAAUUGUCGGUUAGUCGCCAAAUAGUGGUUUGCACAUUUUGUUUGUGUUUAAUCGCAUGUCGUUACGUUAUUUGUAGCGUUAAUUUAUACGUACUGGCGUUACGCGGGCGAUCGACCGUUGGAUGACACUGCACGUGAUGGACGGGGGGGGGGGGUGGAGGUUUCUGUGUCCGGUGAAACGUGAGUUCUCAAUCUGACGCGACGACGGUUCUGCAUCGGGUGAAAUGGCUCGUCAUGAGAUGGGCCGAUGGUUCUGCAUCGGAUUCAACACCCGUUCUCUGUUCGGUGCACAGACUCUGUACAACAGCAAGCGUGCUGUAUCGGAUGAAACGGGGAUUCCGUAUCGGAUGAGACGAGGGUUCUGGAUCGGAUGAGUGUCCGCCGGUAAUGCCAUUUUAAACCAUAAACUAUCUCUUGAACUCCCGAAACCAAUCCGGAUCAAUCCCGAGUCCUUUUUAAAAAUCAACAUCGAUCGAUAUCCAAUCACCAAUGCUUGUUGCGGCUCCGGGUAUCGGAAACAUUUUUUUUUUAACCUUUGCUAAAGAGAGAGUCAAAUGUACGUUUGCCACUUUUAUCACUUUAUUAAAAGAGGAUUAUAAGGGAGAUGUGGAAUAAGUAAAUAAACACGAUUAAUAAAAGCUGUACAUAGUCAUAUAUAUUGAUAACUAAAUAAUAAAUCACUUGAAAAAAAAAACCACGUGGACUGGAUUAAAUUAAAAGAGCGGUGUUGGCCAAAACAGUU